AGUUGACGCAAAACUUGCUAACUCACAUUCCCACCAACUCUAAGGAAGUUUUUCUUCUUCUUCUUCUUCUUCUCCUUGAAGAGAGAGUCAAUGAAACACACAAUCCUUUACUAACAACUCAAACUCAAAAAAGAAAGAUAUAUGAUGAUCCGAAGCCAUUGUUUUAAUUGGAUUUCAGUUGUUAUUAUCAUCUUUUCCUCCCUCUUUGUACAGACUCUAGCUUCUACGUCGCUCCACUUAUGCCAUCUGGACCAAAGGGAUGCUCUUUUGGAAUUCAGAGACGAGUUUCCAAUUUAUGAUUCAAAACCAAUCCCGUGGAAUAAGAGCACUGAUUGCUGUUCAUGGAAGGGUGUCACGUGCAGCGUUAAAUCUGGCCAGGUGAUAUCACUCGAUCUUAGUAGCACCGUUCUCCUCGGAUCUUUGAAAACCAACAGUAGCCUUUUUAGACUCCAACAUCUUAGUCACCUAGACCUUAUGAAUUGCAAUCUCCACGGAGAGAUUCCUUCUUCACUAGGAAACCUUUCUCGCCUCACACUUGUUAACCUUUUCUUUAAUAACUUGGUAGGAGAGAUUCCGGCUUCAAUCGGCAAUCUAAACCAGCUAAGAUCCCUUAACCUUAUGGCUAACGAUCUUACAGGAGAGAUUCCUUCUUCACUAGGAAACCUUUCUCGUCUCAUAAAUCUUGAGCUCUCUUCUAAUAGUUUGGUCGGUGAGAUUCCAGCUUCAAUAGGAAAUCUAAACCAGCUAAGAAACCUUAGCCUUGGGUCCAACGGUCUCGUAGGAGAGAUUCCUUCUUCACUAGGAAACCUUUCUAAUCUCUUACAUCUUAGGCUUUUCAAUAAUCAUUUGGUAGGUGAAGUUCCGGUCUCCAUCGGAAAUCUAAACGAACUAAGAGUCAUGUCGUUUGAGAACAAUAGCUUAAGUGGCCCUCUUCCUAUUUCGUUAGCCAAUUUAACUAAGCUUUCUGAAUUUAGCCUUAGCUCUAAUAACUUCACAUCCACGUUUCCGUUUGACAUGAGUGGAUUCCAAAACUUGGAGUACUUUGAUGUUUCUCAAAACUCAUUUAGCGGGCCUUUUCCUAAAUCUUUGUUCUUGAUUCCUUCGUUACAAGAUGUUUAUUUGGCAGGAAACCAAUUUACAGGACCUAUAGAGUUUGCAAAUACAUCUUCAUCAGCUAAGCUUCAAACCCUAAUCCUUGCUCGUAACAAAUUCGAUGGCCUAAUCCCCGAAUCUACAUUUAAAUUUCUCAACCUUGAAGAGCUAGAUCUUAGCCACAACAAUUUAACUGGACCAAUCUCUGGAUCUAUAUCAAAGCUAACCAACCUCCUUCAUCUUGAUCUUUCCAACAACGAGUUGGAAGGUGAAGUACCAGGUUGCUUAUGGAGAUUGGAUACAUUGAUGCUUUCUCACAAUUUUUUCACCAGUUUUGAAAACUCUUCACAAGAAGCACUAAUUGGAGAGUUGGAUCUGAAUUCGAAUUCAUUCCAAGGACCAUUUCCUUAUAUGAUCUGCAAGCUUAGAUGGUUAGGCUUUCUAGAUUUGUCCAACAACCUCUUCAGCGGCUCGAUUCCUUCAUGUAUAAAGAACUUUAGUGGUUCUAUUAAAGAGCUAAUCUUGGGGAACAACAACUUCAGUGGAACCUUUCCAGAUAUAUUUUCAGGUGUUACCAAGAUAGUAUCACUGGACGUUAGUCACAACCAGCUGGAGGGAAAGUUUCCAAAGUCUUUGAUCAAUUGCAAUGACCUUGAACUUGUGAAUGUGGAGAGCAACAAAAUCAAGGACAUGUUUCCAUCAUGGUUGGGAUCUCUACCAUCAUUACAUGUUCUCAACCUCAGAUCAAACGAGUUCUAUGGGCCGUUGUAUCAUGGCCACGUGUCUAUCGGGUUUCAGAGUUUAAGAGUCAUCGAUAUAUCACAAAAUGGCUUCACUGGAACCAUCCCACCUCACUAUUUUUCCAACUGGAAAGAAAUGACCACAUUAACCGAAGAAAAUGGCCAGUACAUGGCAGAAUUUGGGAGAUAUGCUGAUAGCUAUUAUCACGAGAUGGAUAUGGUGAAUAAAGGAGUUGAGACGAGCUUUGAGCGGAUCAGACAUGACUUCAGAGCCAUUGAUUUUUCUGGAAACAAAUUUUAUGGCAAAAUCCCUGAGUCCAUUGGCUUAUUGAAGGAACUGCGUCUUCUCAACUUGUCAGGUAACACUUUCACAAGUGAUAUCCCACGAAUCUUGGCUAAUUUGACAAAACUCGAGACGUUAGACCUGUCUCGUAAUAAGCUGUCAGGCGAAAUUCCUCUAGGUCUUGGUACACUCUCUUUUUUAUCAUACAUGAAUUUCUCCCAUAACAUUCUCCAAGGUCCAGUGCCACGAGGCACACAAUUUCAAAGGCAGAAAUGUUCUUCAUUCUUGGACAACCCAAGACUCUACGGUCUCGAAGAAAUUUGUAGAGAUACUCAUGCCUUGAAUCCUACGUCGCAGCUCCCCGAGGAAUUGUCAGAGGCUGAGGAACAAAUGUUCAACUGGGUAGCAGCUGCAAUAGCAUACGGACCUGGUGUGUUCUGUGGAUUGGUGAUUGGACAUAUCUACAUUGCACAUAAUCAUAAUUGGUUCACAGAAAAGUUCGGUCGAAAGAAACUAGUCAUUACAAGUGUUCGUUAAACCCAUCUCUUGUAGUCUCUUUAAGCAUUUGUGAAGCAAAUGUUGUGUAA
Molecule: messenger RNA, 2702 nt
Organism: Camelina sativa (false flax)
Lineage: Eukaryota; Viridiplantae; Streptophyta; Magnoliopsida; Brassicales; Brassicaceae
Gene: RLP12
Product: receptor like protein 12
Molecular function (GO): protein binding
Source: RefSeq, a predicted model, not a curated record